GGCUAAAAUCUGGGGACAGGACUAAGAGCUGGGAGUAGGUCUUGAGAGAAACUAGGGAUGGGACUGAGGGCUGGGCCUCAGCGGCCAAGCUAAGGUUUAGGCCUGAGAGAAAGGGGAGGUACUAAAAUUAAAGGUGGGACAAAAAGGGGCCUGGAAGAGCUGGGAGGCCCCGGAUGAAGAGCGCCGUUGAAGUUUAGAUUGGGCUAACACAACGCAGAACCGGGGGAAGGUGGAGGGAGGGGUUGGGAAAGCAUGAGGCGGAGUUAAGGGCUGGACUGGGGUGAAGCGGAGAUUGGGGUUUAUGGUUGCCUCGACCAAGCUGAGGUUCAGGAUUGGACUUCUGCAAGGAAGAGUCUUGUAGCGACGAAGAACUGGGCUGAGCGAUGUGGGUCAGGACGACACUGACGACUGAAAGGUGGACUAAGGAAAAGGCUAAGGACAAUACCAGCGCCUGGGAUGAGAACAGCACUGAUGUAAACAGGUUACCCAGCUGGGAGAGACGACACCUGCUGGCUGGCGUGGCGUCUAGCACUGAUGCGUCUACCUUCUCCGAAGGUGAAUUCAAGGACCCGGACAGGUGCUGCUGGAAACACAAACAGUGCACCAGGCACAUCAUCCACCCCUUCACCCCUGACUGUGGCCACCGUAGCCUGCACCUGCACUCUGUCAGCCACUGCGACUGUGAUUCUAGGGUGAAGGACUGCUCAGAGAAGGCCAACAGCAGCAGCUCCCGAGACGUAGGCCCAACCUGCUCCCGAGAUGUGGGCUCAACAUGUUUAAACAUCAUCCAGUCCCCUUGCUUUGAGCUCAUCCCAGAGGAAGAGUGUGUGCAGCGGUUCUGGUAUGGCUGGUGCAAAAGCUAUAGGCCUGUCUCUGUGGCAGUGAUCCACCAUCCCAUCCACCAUGACUGUGGGGCAGACGAUCUGAAUGAAGAGGAGGAGGAGGAGGAGGAGGAAGAGGGAAGCAAGCCUCCCAUCCCGACCCAGGUGGGGCCUGCCACCACACCCGCUGACACAGGCAUGGGCGCAGUCACAGGUACCCCGGACUCAGCAGCUCCCAUCACUAUCUGGCGCUCUGAGAGCCCCACAGGGAAGUCCCAGGGCAAUAAAGUGAUCAAGAAGGUAAAGAAGAAGAAAGACAAGGAGGAGGAGACAGAUGAGAAGGCAAAGCUGAAGAAAAAAGCCAAGAAGGGCAAACUGAUUAAGAAGAAAAGCCCAGUUAAAUCGGAAUCUCCACCUCCAGACUUGAUCCGAUCAAUAAGCCCAAGAGAGUUGGCCAGGAUGUCAGAGUCCAGCCCAGACAGCCGGGAAGACCUGGAGAGUGAGGACAGUUACAAUGACCCCAGGCGGGAGGAACCCUCCAGCGAGGACAUCGUGGAGUCUUCAUUGCCCAGGAAGAGAGAGAACACGGCCCAGGCUAAGAAACCCAGGGCGAAGGCCUCACCAGUCAAGAAGGUCAAGAGGAAAUCUCCCCCAGCAUCAAACCCCAAUCUCAGUUGAGGCCAGGGCAUCCAGGGUGAAGAAUAAAUGAGAUCAAGCCUG
Neofelis nebulosa (Clouded leopard) is the source of this 1541-nucleotide messenger RNA. It is a transcript of the gene PROCA1, whose product is annotated as protein interacting with cyclin A1. The transcript has 5 exons. Gene Ontology annotation, biological process: arachidonate secretion; phospholipid metabolic process. Gene Ontology annotation, molecular function: A2-type glycerophospholipase activity. NCBI's taxonomy places the organism in Eukaryota, Metazoa, Chordata, Mammalia, Carnivora, Felidae. The coding region runs from base 384 to 1499 and encodes 371 amino acids. The record is from RefSeq and is a predicted model, not a curated record.